AUGGGAAAUCUGCCAGAUUCAAGAGUAAAUCCAGCACCACCAUUUUCCAAGGUUGGCAUCGACUAUGCUGGACCAUUUAUGUUGAAAACAGGAGGAAGAGGAUCGAGACCGCAAAAAGCGUACGUGGUCGUAUUUGUGUGUAUGGUGGUCAAGGCAAUUCAUUUUGAACUAGUGUCCAAUCUCUCAACUGACAACUUCAUAGCAGCAUUGCAACGUUUCUCAAGCCGUCGAGGACUGCCUAGUGACAUCCAUUCCGAUAACGCUACUUGUUUCGUAGGAGCUAACCAUGAGCUUGCUGCAUUAAGAGAACUUUUCAACAAUGAACAACAUCAGCAUAAGCUGGACGAGUUCUGCAGUGUUAAAGGUAUCCGAUGGCAUUUCAUUCCUCCGAGGAGCCCUCACUUUGGAGGAAUCUGGGAAGCGGGAGUAAAGUCCAUGAAAUAUCACAUGAAGCGAGUCGUCGGAGAUACCAAGCUCACGUACGAGGAAAUGACUACCUUUUUGGCGCAGACAGAAACAAUUCUCAAUUCUCGACCUCUGGGUCAAAUGUCGGAGGACCCCAACGACUUGACGUUGCUCACGCCAUCACAUUUCCUUAUUAACCGCUCAUCGGUGGCUCUUCCAGAACCUUCUUAUGAAGAGGAAAAGAUAGGGCGACUUAGCAGAUGGCAACAUGUCCAAGUGAUGCAGCAGCACUUCUGGAGAAGGUGGUCUAGGGAGUACCUCCACCAAUUGCAGGGGCGUCAAAAAUGGCACGAUGGAGUGAAGGAGUUUAAAAUCGGCGCACUAGUCAUGCUGAUCGACGAGAACCUGCCACCGCAACAGUGGCGUCGAGGCCGGAUUAUAGCAACACACCCGGGCGAUGAUGGCAUUGUUAGAGUGGUGACAGUUAAGACAACUAACAGCAGUUUUAAGAGAGCAAUCACUAAGGUUGCUAUGUUGCCUUCGGUUGAGCCAGAGGCCUCAACGGGGGGUGAAUGUUUGGGUGCACUGCGCAAGUAA
Messenger RNA from Armigeres subalbatus, 1002 nucleotides. RefSeq lists its product as uncharacterized. Bases 1 to 1002 code for a protein of 333 amino acids. Gene Ontology annotation, molecular function: nucleic acid binding. NCBI's taxonomy places the organism in Eukaryota, Metazoa, Arthropoda, Insecta, Diptera, Culicidae. The record is from RefSeq and is a predicted model, not a curated record. Gene Ontology annotation, biological process: DNA integration. The transcript has a single exon.